Cyprinus carpio (common carp) is the source of this 3236-nucleotide messenger RNA. RefSeq names its product phospholipid transfer protein-like. Gene Ontology annotation, biological process: high-density lipoprotein particle remodeling; ceramide transport; phospholipid transport. NCBI's taxonomy places the organism in Eukaryota, Metazoa, Chordata, Actinopteri, Cypriniformes, Cyprinidae. Gene Ontology annotation, molecular function: phosphatidylcholine binding; phosphatidylcholine intramembrane carrier activity; diacylglycerol binding. The record is from RefSeq and is a predicted model, not a curated record.
UCCGAUGCUCUUUGUUUUAUUUACAACUUUAUGAAAGAAAAAAAUAACAUUUCACACAUCAAUGAGCCUAUAAGCAUGUGAAAUUUUUUUGUAAACAAUAACAACACUGCUGUAUGUUCUCAAAUCUCAGAUCAGGUCUAGACUUCUAAGGGAUUUCUGGUCUUUAGUGGGAGGAAAACCAGUCAGCGUUGUGUCUAAACUUGUGCUGUACUCAAAGAGCUUUGACGCGUUUCCUCGCCCACUCUUUUCAAACAGGUUUAAAAAAGAAAGUUUGAUGUGCUCACCACAUAAUUGGUGCCCAAAAGCUUGAAAUAACAUUUUUUUUUCUGAACUUGAUUCUUCAAAGUAAGCUCCACCUCGGUCCUCUGUGGUUUUAAGUCGAACCCAUUUCUUGCAUCAUGCGAUUCUAUGAAAACUUGCAACAUGGGCUUCCAAGAAACUAAUUUAGGGUUUAGUCUCCAAAAAUUAAAGGGCAGAGUGGGAUCUGUUUAAUGCCGCCUGAAGCCACCGAUACCUCACUGGAAAUAAUGAGGGCUUCUGGAAAUGCUGCAGCUUUGCAGUUUGUGCAGUGAAACAAAAAUCAAAUGCUGCAAUUCUUUAUUGCAUGUUAAUUUUUGAAAAACAUCUGCCAUCAUUGUUGGUGCAAGAUCGUAUGACUUGAGGCGAAGAGGAACACCCUUUCCCUUCCCAACCUGCCCUUAUAAAUUCUGUCUGCCUGUGGAAAGGGGACAUAGUGAACCCUGUCUAAAAGAGGAAGGAAUACAGCGAGGGUGCAAGAAAACAUCUGAGAGUUUAUAUCUGAGAAACGUUUCCACACCGCUGUCUACUGAGGAAUCAUGGGACUGCUGCAAGUCUCUGUCAUCUUUCUUCUUUCUUUAACCACGAUGACUUUAGCGGAGCCGCCUGGAUGCAAGAUCCGCAUAACUGACAGAGGACUGGAGAUGUUGAAGACCGAGACAAAGAGGUUUGUGGAAGAAGAGUUGAGCAACAUCACCAUGCCAGAGAUGCGUGGUGAAGAGGGCCGCUUCCAGUACACCAUCAAAGAUGUGAAGAUCACGGAGCUGAACCUGACGUCUGACCUGCGCUUCCAGCCUGACGUGGGGCUGCUGUUCGAGGUGCAGAACUCCUCCAUCACCCUCAACUUCCAGAGACGCAUCCUUUACUGGCUCUUUUAUGAUGAGGGAGCCAUCAACGCCUCCGCUGAAGGUGUCAACAUCUUCACAGUCCUCCAUCUCACCAAAGACCAGGAGGGACGUCUCAAGAUCUCCAAUGUCACCUGUGAUGCAUCCAUCGCCAAGAUGAGGGCCAGAUUUAGCGGGACCCUCGGGAGGGUUUAUGACCUUAUCGGAGCGUUCCUGACUACAGGAAUGCGCUUCCUCUUAAAUAAACAGAUUUGUCCUGCGUUGAAUCAUGCUGCGCUAGUUCUGGUUAACCAGCUACUGGAAACAAUCCCAGUGCGCACAGAGGUGGACAGUUACGUGGGCAUCGAUUACUCACUGCUAAGUGACCCUGUGGUGACGGAAACUAGCCUUGAUAUGGAUUUUAGGGGCAUGUUUUACAAUCUGAAGAAUGAGAACGAGGUGCUCGUGAACUACGCUAUGAAUCCGAUAGUGAGAGAGUAUGAUCGUAUGAUCUAUCUCGCUCUCUCUGAAUUCUUCUUUGACAGCGGCCUCUUCUCUUACUUCAAAGGCGGACUGUUCCAAAUGCAGAUUGCAAACGAAAGAAUGCCGAAGGACUUAGAGAUGCUCCUCAGGACCACCUACUUGGGGACAAUCAUGAUGUUGAACCCGGCUCUAAUGGAGCAUCCUCUGUCGCUGGAGUUAGAGGUCACAUCUCCUCCUCGCUCCACUAUCAAGACCUCGGGCGCCAAUGUGGCUGUCAGCUGUAACGUCAAAGUGUUGGUUCUUCCUCCAGGAAAACCAGCAGUCCAGCUCAGCAGCAUGACCAUGGAAGGCAAAUUCAAUGCAAAGGUAUCAAUGAAGGGCAAGCGCUUGGCCAUCCAUUUAGAUCUGAGAAGGUUUAAAAUUUACUCCAAUCAAUCUGCUCUCGAGUCUCUGGCUCUUAUUCCACUGCAAGGUCCUUUGAAAACGAUGCUGCAGAUAUCUGUGGUGCCUCUCAUUAACAAUUACAUUAAGCGAGGUGUGCAGAUCCCUCUUCCGGACGGGAUAGACUUCAUUGAAGAGGUGGUGGAGUAUCACAAUGGCUACAUCAUCGUGGGGGCAAACCUACACUUCAGAACAGGUCUGAGAGAAAUAAUCGAGAGGAAGCUGUCGGGUGAGACAGACAACUCAAUUUAAGACCAGAGAAGAGUCUCUGCACAGAUACAAAGUCAUGCACACAUACUAAAAUAUAGAGCAAUAAAAGGAGGUUUUAAAAGAGAAGUACUAACCUUCCAGCAGAAGCAUGAUGUUCAUUAACUGUACAGAACAUCUGAUCGUCAAGACCUGCUAUCGUUACAGUCAACAUGAACUCUAUUCUCUGAAUACACAUUCCUUUAUGCUAACAUGCAAUCCCUAUUUUUCUAAUUUCCUCCCAAUAAUUAAUGCAAUAUUAUACUGCCAAUAUAAUGAACAUUGGCAUCGUCUAACAAUAAUGAGUGCAAAUUACCAACCUUGUAGGCAAAGGCUGUUUUCACUAUUGCUUUAGCACAAAUAGCGCAUUUUUUUCUAUUUACACUCUGUGCAAACAGCAUCUAUCACUAUUUGCUCUCAGUGUAAAUACAGUCAAACUUUUUACACUCAGUGUAAAUAGCUGUUGCAUGACGAUUACACCACUAUUAGCAAAUAAGUACAUAUUUACAAAAAGCAGCAUUACCGUUUGGAUACGUACUGUAGAGAUGCUCUUGAGGAGAGCAGACCCCCCACAAACCAAUACAGAGUUACAUUCAGACAUGACUCUGUUCUACUAUCAAACACCCACCCAAUUAAUCAGUGCAUUAAUAUGAAGUACCAAACUACAUUUUUUACCCACAUUUCAGAAGCCAAAUGGGUUGCAAAUACAAGUUCACGUUGACUUUAAGGUAUUGCACAAGUGUCUGAACCCUGAAAACACAUGUACAACUCUUACACUGUGUGCUUAGAUGUAUAAAACAAUGUAUUUGUACUUUUAGUUGAAUUUUAUGAUUUUUUGUACAAGUUUUAUCGUUUAUUGAUUGUUUAAUAUGAGAUUGGUUUGCCAUCCUCACUUGUGAAUGAAAUCACUGUACCUCUUAAUAAAAAUCAGCAAAUGUUACCGUU